Meloidogyne enterolobii is the source of this 1076-nucleotide messenger RNA. NCBI's taxonomy places the organism in Eukaryota, Metazoa, Nematoda, Chromadorea, Rhabditida, Meloidogynidae. The record is from the annotation of a GenBank genome assembly.
UCGAUUUUUUAGUAAAAAAUAUUUUCUAGUUUUUUUAAAAUUUGACAAUAAAAUUUAUAUAUUAAACAAAUGGGCCAAACAACAUCAUCAAACUUUGAAUGGUCUUAUACUCAGGAACCUCACGCUACGCGGUCAGCCUAGUUUUGAUAUGUGAGUGACUCAGAAUUUGCAAUUUAAAAAUAGUGUUAGGUGUAAUUUAGAUAUCGGGCACGCAGUGUGAUCUUGAGUAAUUUUAUCGAUAGCUUGGUGAGGUUGGGGGCCCUCAAGGGGUAACACCUUGGAUAUCUACUUUAACAUGCCGAUACUCUGGGUGGGAUUUGAGUCUAUCCUUUACUAACAAUAAGCAUUUUCUGAAUUUUUCUUACUUUAUUGCAAGUUUAAGAUGGUUGGUUAAUGCGGAAAUCCGCAUAUUUUUGGCUGUAGUUUAUUGUACCGGUUGUAAAAGUCAAUUUUGGGGUGAAAAAUUCGAAUAUGAUAUGAUUUAUCCAACUUUCUUAUUUAAAAAUUUAUUGCAAAUUUUGGUCUUUCACUUUUUUAUUCGUCUAAUAUUUUAUUUUUUUAGUCGGAAACAAAUACUUGAAAAAUAUCCCCAAGUGAAACAAUGCUUUGGAGUAGAUGAAAGUUUUAAAUAUGUUGUUGUUUCAAUGGUUAUAUUUCAAAUAUUUAUGGCUUAUUUAUUAAAAGAAUCAUCUUGGCUCUUAAUUUGUUUACAAGCUUAUAUUGUUGGAGGAACAAUCUCUCAUUCUUUGACGUUAGCAAACCGUAUUCUUGGUUUUAUUGCUAAUUUACCUAUGUGUAUUCCAAUGUCUACUUCAUUCAAAAAAUAUCAUUUGGAUAUUCCAACAGAAUUUGAGGCAAAAUUUUUUGUUGGUCCAAUUGGAAAAUUUGUUUGGUUAAUUUUACAACCUGUAUUUUAUGGUUUAAGACCUCUCAGCACUUAUAAAAAGUCAGUUCUCGAUUUUGAAUUACUCAAUGGAUUUAUUCAAAUAAUAUUUAAUUUGGCAAUAAUUCAAUUUAUGGGCUACAAAUCUUUUAUUUACCUCAUUGGAGGGUUUUUAAUUGGAUUAGGUUUUUAA